Lodderomyces margitis is the source of this 1560-nucleotide messenger RNA. RefSeq names its product putative divalent metal ion transporter (gene SMF3). Gene Ontology annotation, biological process: intracellular manganese ion homeostasis; iron ion transport. Gene Ontology annotation, molecular function: manganese ion transmembrane transporter activity; cadmium ion transmembrane transporter activity. Lineage: Eukaryota; Fungi; Ascomycota; Pichiomycetes; Serinales; Debaryomycetaceae. The transcript has a single exon. The record is from RefSeq and is a predicted model, not a curated record. Bases 1 to 1560 code for a protein of 519 amino acids. Gene Ontology annotation, cellular component: plasma membrane.
AUGCAUCAAGCAAUCAGAUCAAUGUUGCAAACUUUCAAGAAAUAUCUAACAUUCGUUGGGCCAGGCUUGGUAGUCUCAGUUUCGUACUUGGAUCCUGGUAACUACUCCACGUCAACUUCUGGUGGUUCAAUGUACCAAUACAAGCUAUGCUUUAUCAUUUUCAUGUCAAAUUUGUUUGCUGUUAUAUUGCAAACACUAUGCGUAAAAUUGGGAACUAUAACUGGGCUCGACCUAGCUGAAAUGUGUAGAUUGAACUUGACCCCGAAAUGGAACUUGUUUAUGUAUUUGUGUGCUGAAAUUGCUAUCAUUGCUACGGAUUUAGCCGAAGUAGUUGGGACAGCUAUAUCUUUGGAAAUCUUAUUUGGUAUACCCUUGCUAUAUGGUGUUCUCAUUACUGUUCUUGAUGUGUUGAUUGUGUUGAUGGCGUACCACAAAGACGGUUCUUUGAAGCAGACUAAAAUAUUCGAAAUCCUAGUAUCUAUUUUGGUUAUGGCCACUUGCGUUUGCUUCAUCCUAGAGUUGUUCAAGUGCCCAUUUGAGCCGGGAGCAGGCUGGGAGAUUUUUAAAGGGUUUCUUCCUGUAAAUAAGGAAAUCUUUAAAGAAAAGAAUGCAUUAUUCUUAAGUUGCGGUAUUGUUGGAAGCACUGUUAUGCCUCAUUCCUUGUUCUUGGGUUCAGCAUUGGUUCAACCGAGAUUGAAAGAUUUUGAUGAAAAGCAUGGCAAAAAAGGCGAAAUUUUUAUUGAUUCAAGCAGCCCGCAACCAGAAAUAAUCCCUGAUGAAGCAACCAGUAUCGAUGCAUCACCAGACCCUUCGGCCACACCAAUGUCAAGAUUGAGACGCUUAUCGAAUGGGUCAAUGCUUGUGAAGAAAUAUAAGCCCUCGUACGAAGCAAUAAAGUAUUGCUUAAACUACUCCUAUGUUGAAUUGGUCUUGUCGCUAUUCGUUGUUGCAGUGUUUGUCAACUCAGCCAUAUUGAUUGUAGCUGGGGCCACUCUUUACGGCAAGCCUGAUGCUGCUGAUGCGGACUUGCUAUCCAUAUACGAGAUGUUGUCUCGCUAUAUAUCCCCUGCUGCUGGGUUGUUGUUUGCAUUGAGUAUGUUGUUUUCUGGUCAAAGUGCUGGAAUCGUCUGUACCAUGGCGGGACAGAUUGUAUCAGAAGGGUUCAUUAAUUGGACCAUAGCGCCCUGGAAGAGAAGAAUUAUGACCAGAGUCAUUGCGAUUAUGCCAGUGAUUAUUGUUAUUGGAAUUCUCGGUCGCGAGGGUGUCAAUAAGGUCAUGAAUUCCUCACAGGUUGUUCUCAGUUUCAUCCUACCAAUCGUCAGUGCGCCAUUGAUUUACUUCACUUGUAAGAAGAAGUAUAUGGUGGUAUACAGGACUAGCAACACUGCUGAAGAAACGAGCCCAUUGCUCACGUCUAAUGAAGACAGUGCUGUGACUUCCAAGCCAGUUACCUACGAGAAUGGGAGGUUUUUACGAAUUACAAGUAUCCUCACUUGGGUUAUAAUAACGGCUCUAAAUAUAUACUUGAUCAUUGCUUUUGCUAAUGGUGCAGAUAUAUAA